Cuscuta epithymum is the source of this 1090-nucleotide messenger RNA. The record is from the annotation of a GenBank genome assembly. Lineage: Eukaryota; Viridiplantae; Streptophyta; Magnoliopsida; Solanales; Convolvulaceae.
CUACCCCCACCAUCUCUCCCAUUCCCAAAGAUCCUGUUAGUGCUUUGUGUGACCCUAAUUGGAAACAUGCAAUGUUGGAUGAAUUUAAUGCUCUUAUUGCUAAUAAUACAUGGGAAUUAGUGCCUCGACCGCAGGGUGUGAAUGUCAUUCGGUCCAUGUGGAUAUUUCGUCACAAAAAGCAUUCUGACGGUUCUUUUGAGCGACAUAAAGCCCGUCUUGUUGGUGAUGGAAAAACUCAGCAACAAGGCAUUGAUUGUGAUGAAACUUUCAGCCCAGUUAUAAAGCCAGCUACCAUUCGAUGUGUUCUUCGCAUUGCUCUAUCUAAAUCUUGGCCAAUCCACCAGUUGGAUGUCAAGAAUGCUUUUUUGCAUGGCUAUCUAAAUGAAACUGUGUAUAUGCAUCAACCAUUGGGGUUUCGUGAUAAGACUCGCCCUAAUCAUGUCUGUUUACUCAAGAAAUCCCUUUAUGGCCUCAAACAGGCUCCUCGAGCCUAGUACCAACGUUUCACAGAUUUUGUCACUACUAUUGGCUUUACUCACAGUAAAACAGAUCACUCUUUGUUUAUUUACCGGAAGGGACUAGAUAUUGCUUAUCUUCUCAUUUAUGUUGAUGACAUUAUUCUAGCGGCCUCUUCUGACUGCUUACAGAAGCAUUUUAUUACUCAUUUGGGUUCCGAAUUUGCUAUGAAGGAUCUCGGAAAUUUGAGUUUCUUUCUGGGUAUUGCUGUUACUCGGGAUGAUCAUGGUUUGUUUUUAUCUCAGAAACAAUAUGUUGUGGAUAUCAUUGAGCGGGCCGGCAUGACAAACUGUAGCUCAUGUCCCACACCUGUUGAUACUAAGCCUAAACUAAGUGCAUCUCUGGGUGCUCCUUAUGAAAAUCCUACCCAAUAUCGGAGUCUUGCAGGUGCCUUGCAAUAUCUCACUUUCACUAGGCCGGACAUAUCUUAUGCAGUACAACAAGUUUGUCUUCACAAGCAUGAUCCGCACACCGAGCAUAUGAGUGCUCUUAAGCGUAUCAUUCGAGUUAAUCUCUUUGUAAAUGUGUAUUUAAGCACCAUUUUGAUAAUGAGAAAGCACGAUUGAAAUCUUUC